GCGCGCCACCCCCGCCGCGCCGCGCACCCGCCCUUGCUAUCAGGCGCCUUCCGCCCCCCGCAUUGCUGAUGCUGCUGCUGGCCGACAUGGACGUGGUAAAUCAGCUUGUGGCCGGGGGUCAGUUCCGGGUGGUCAAGGAGCCUCUGGGCUUCGUGAAGGUGCUGCAAUGGGUCUUUGCCAUCUUCGCCUUUGCCACAUGCGGCAGUUACAGUGGGGAGCUCCAGCUGAGUGUGGAGUGUGCCAACAAGACUGACAGUGACCUCAACAUCGAGGUUGAAUUCGAGUACCCCUUCAGGCUGCACCAAGUGUACUUUGAUGCACCCACCUGCCGAGGGGGCACUACCAAAGUAUUCCUAGUGGGGGACUAUUCCUCAUCGGCUGAAUUUUUUGUCACGGUGGCUGUGUUUGCCUUCCUGUACUCCAUGGGGGCUCUAGCCACCUACAUCUUCCUGCAGAACAAGUACCGAGAGAACAACAAAGGGCCCAUGCUGGACUUCCUGGCCACAGCAGUGUUUGCCUUCAUGUGGCUAGUUAGUUCAUCAGCAUGGGCCAAGGGGCUGUCAGAUGUAAAGAUGGCCACAGAUCCAGAGAACAUUAUCAAGGAGAUGUCUGCCUGCCGCCAGACAGGGAAUACAUGCAAGGAGCUAAGGGACCCUGUGACGUCUGGCCUCAACACCUCUGUGGUGUUCGGCUUUCUGAACUUGGUGCUGUGGGUCGGCAAUCUGUGGUUCGUGUUCAAGGAGACAGGCUGGGCAGCCCCAUUCCUGCGCGCAUCUCCCGGCGCCCCCGAGAAGCAACAGGCGCCCGGCGACGCCUACGGCGAGGCGGGCUAUGGGCAGGGCCCCGGUGGGUACGGGCCCCAGGACUCCUACGGGCCCCAGGGUGGCUACCAGCCCGAUUACGGGCAGCCUGCCGGCGGCGGCGGCAACAGCGGCGGCGGCAGUAGCAGCAGCAACUACGGGCCUCAGGGCGACUACGGGCAGCAAGGCUAUGGCCCUCAGGGUGCGCCCACCUCCUUCUCCAAUCAGAUGUAGUCUGGUCUUUGCAGCCUGGGAGGACCCCAUGAGUAGGCAAGAGCUCAGGAGAAGGCCUGCCCCCCUUCCCACCCUAUACCCCACAUCUCCACCCCUCAAGCCAGGAGACUCUGUCUUUGCUGUUUUAUAUAUAUAUA
Molecule: messenger RNA, 1171 nt
Organism: Manis javanica (Malayan pangolin)
Lineage: Eukaryota; Metazoa; Chordata; Mammalia; Pholidota; Manidae
Gene: SYP
Product: synaptophysin
Biological process (GO): regulation of neuronal synaptic plasticity
Cellular component (GO): presynaptic active zone; synaptic vesicle membrane; synaptic vesicle
Source: RefSeq, a predicted model, not a curated record